Myotis brandtii (Brandt's bat) is the source of this 4849-nucleotide messenger RNA. RefSeq names its product N(alpha)-acetyltransferase 15, NatA auxiliary subunit (gene NAA15). The record is from RefSeq and is a predicted model, not a curated record. Gene Ontology annotation, biological process: N-terminal peptidyl-methionine acetylation. Gene Ontology annotation, molecular function: protein binding; protein-N-terminal amino-acid acetyltransferase activity. The transcript is spliced from 20 exons. Gene Ontology annotation, cellular component: NatA complex; cytoplasm. Lineage: Eukaryota; Metazoa; Chordata; Mammalia; Chiroptera; Vespertilionidae. Bases 1 to 2640 code for a protein of 879 amino acids.
AUGACCCGGGUGGGAAAGCCCUUCGCGUCCGCCAUUUUGGCUGCCUCUGUCGGUCCGUUCAGUUACCACGUGAACCGCCGACGGAGACCCGUGAGAUGUUAUGAGCAUAAACAGUAUAGAAAUGGGUUGAAAUUCUGUAAACAAAUCCUCUCUAAUCCCAAAUUUGCAGAGCAUGGAGAAACUCUGGCUAUGAAAGGAUUAACAUUGAACUGUUUGGGUAAAAAGGAAGAAGCUUAUGAAUUGGUUCGUAGAGGUUUGAGAAAUGACUUGAAGAGUCAUGUGUGUUGGCAUGUUUAUGGCCUUCUCCAGAGGUCAGACAAGAAAUAUGAUGAAGCUAUUAAGUGUUACAGAAAUGCGCUAAAAUGGGAUAAAGACAAUCUUCAAAUCUUAAGGGACCUUUCUUUACUACAGAUUCAAAUGCGAGAUCUUGAGGGUUACAGGGAAACAAGAUAUCAAUUACUUCAGCUUCGACCUGCCCAGAGAGCAUCAUGGAUUGGUUAUGCUAUUGCUUACCACUUAUUAGAAGAUUAUGAAAUGGCAGCAAAGAUUUUAGAAGAGUUUAGGAAAACACAACAGACAUCCCCUGAUAAAGUGGAUUAUGAAUAUAGUGAACUCCUUUUAUAUCAGAAUCAAGUUCUUCGGGAAGCAGGUCUCUAUAGAGAAGCCCUGGAACACCUUUGUACCUAUGAAAAGCAGAUUUGUGAUAAACUUGCUGUAGAAGAAACCAAAGGGGAACUUCUGUUGCAAUUAUGUCGCUUGGAAGAUGCAGCUGAUGUGUAUAGAGGAUUACAGGAGAGAAAUCCUGAAAACUGGGCCUAUUACAAAGGCCUGGAAAAGGCACUCAAUCCAGCUAAUAUGUUAGAACGACUAAAAAUUUAUGAGGAGGCCUGGACUAAAUAUCCCAGGGGACUGGUGCCAAGAAGACUGCCAUUAAACUUUUUAUGUGGUGAGAAGUUUAAGGAAUGUUUGGAUAAGUUCUUAAGGAUGAACUUCAGCAAGGGUUGUCCACCAGUCUUCAAUACUUUGAGGUCAUUAUACAAAGAUAAAGAAAAGGUGGCAAUCAUAGAAGAAUUAGUAGUAGGUUAUGAAACCUCUCUAAAAAGCUGCCGGUUAUUUAACCCCAAUGAUGAUGGAAAAGAGGAACCGCCAACCACAUUACUUUGGGUUCAGUACUACUUGGCACAACAUUAUGACAAAAUUGGUCAGCCACCUAUCGCUCUUGAAUACAUAAAUACCGCUAUUGAAAGUACACCUACGUUGAUAGAACUCUUUCUUGUGAAAGCUAAAAUCUAUAAGCAUGCUGGGAAUAUUAAAGAAGCUGCGAGAUGGAUGGAUGAGGCCCAGGCUUUGGACACAGCAGACAGAUUUAUCAACUCCAAGUGUGCAAAAUAUAUGCUAAAAGCCAAUCUGAUAAAGGAGGCUGAAGAAAUGUGCUCCAAGUUUACAAGGGAAGGAACAUCAGCGGUAGAGAAUUUGAAUGAAAUGCAGUGCAUGUGGUUCCAGACAGAAUGUGCCCAGGCUUAUAAGACAAUGAAUAAAUUUGGUGAAGCACUUAAGAAAUGUCAUGAAAUUGAGAGACAUUUUAUAGAAAUCACUGAUGACCAGUUUGACUUUCAUACAUACUGUAUGAGGAAGAUUACCCUUAGAUCAUAUGUGGACUUAUUAAAACUAGAAGAUGUACUUCGACAGCAUCCAUUUUACUUCAAGGCAGCAAGAAUUGCUAUAGAGAUCUAUUUGAAGCUUCAUGACAACCCCCUUACAGAUGAGAAUAAAGAACGUGAAGCUGAUACAGCAAACAUGUCUGACAAAGAACUAAAGAAACUACGUAAUAAACAAAGAAGAGCUCAAAAGAAAGCCCAGCUAGAGGAAGAGAAAAAAAAUGCAGAAAAAGAAAAGCAGCAGAGAAAUCAGAAAAAGAAGAAGGAUGACGAUGAUGAGGAAAUUGGAGGUCCAAAAGAAGAACUUAUCCCUGAGAAACUGGCCAAGGUUGAAACUCCAUUGGAAGAAGCUAUUAAAUUUUUAACACCGUUGAAGAACUUGGUGAAGAACAAGAUAGAAACUCAUCUUUUUGCCUUUGAGAUUUACUUUAGGAAAGAAAAGUUUCUUUUGAUGCUACAAUCAGUAAAGAGGGCAUUUGCUAUUGAUUCUAGUCAUCCCUGGCUUCAUGAGUGUAUGAUUCGACUCUUUAGUACUGCAGUGUGUGACAGUAAAGAUUUACCUGAUGCAGUUAGAACAGUAUUAAAACAAGAAAUGAAUCGUCUUUUUGGAGCAACGAAUCCAAAGAAUUUUAAUGAAACUUUUCUGAAAAGGAAUUCUGAUUCAUUGCCACACAGAUUAUCAGCUGCCAAAAUGGUAUAUUAUUUAGAUCCUUCUAGUCAGAAGCGAGCUAUAGAGUUGGCAACAACACUUGAUGAAUCCCUCACUAACAGAAACCUCCAGACCUGUAUGGAGGUAUUAGAAGCCUUGUGUGAUGGUAGCCUAGGAGACUGUAAAGAAGCUGCUGAAGUUUAUAGAGCAAAUUGUCAUAAGCUUUUCCCUUAUGCUUUGGCUUUUAUGCCUCCUGGAUAUGAAGAGGAUAUGAAGAUCACAGUUAAUGGAGAUAGUUCUGCAGAAACUGAAGAACUGGCCAAUGAAAUUUGAACAUCAUUAAACAAGCAAAUGGAAUGACUUUGGACCAUAUCUAGUAUAUAAUAUUUUUGUCACGCACCUGCUGCAUUGCUCUGACUUAAACAGAACGAGAAGAGUAAAUGUUCUUGCCUUCAAAUAGUGUUUUAAGUUUUUUAUCCUGCUGAGAAAGUAUAUAUAAAAUACCUAACAUAUUACAGGAUAUAGGUUCAGUUUCUUAAAAAAUUAAAAGCUGCUAAAAUUGAGGGGUUAAAAAAAAGAGACCUAUCUUCUUCCUACCUACCUACCCAUGUUUUUAAACUAAUUUAUAUAAAAUCUGGAGGCUGUUACAGCUAACAAAGCAGGUGUGUGGCAGAAAUAUUACUUUAAAUUUGUCUUGUGAGAUUUUACUAUAUCUCAGACAGCAUAAAUGCUGUUUUAGCACUGGAUUCUUUCACUGAGCACAAAGAGUUGUUGGGGCUUUAGCAUCUGACUGGUUUUGUUAUGGGGUUGAUUCUGGCCAUAGGAAGUAUGCAAAUGUGAAUCACUAUUUACAGAGAAACCUACAACAGAUGCUUGAUGUUGUAGAAGCUGGGACAUAGAGAUACCAAGCAGAAUUCUAAGAAACCUAGAGGGUGUUCAAUACGCUUGUGUUUCCAAAAUUCACUGUACAUGAUCAGUUUGGCGUUCUUGUACCACAGUUUUUUUAACUGAAGAUACCAGUUGGAACAAUCAAUUUUAACUAAAACUUGAAGAACUAAAAUAACAAUGCAACCCUUUCAGCAUUGUUUUGGCCAAACUUGUUAAAACUGUAAUGCAAGAACCAAAUGCACUGUGAUAAUGGCACCAACUAAUUAGCAAGCAUGAAUUUUUUCACCCAGAGUGAAAAAAGGAAAUCUACCAUGGCUUGAAGUUAAAGAGCAGAACUCCUGACUACCAUUCUAUGACUGAUCAAGAGACUAAUAGUUAAAAAACCUCAGCAGGCCUUGUUCACGAUAUGCAGAAAAAAAGUGCUGCAGUUUAGAUACCUCUGGAAUUUUUCCACAGUGUCACAGGUUUGUAAUACUUGAAGCCCUACAUUUCUAAGAAUAUAUUUCUUGCUCAGUUGUUUCAGGCAAGCCCAAGACUUUGUAAUUUUUAAAGGGCCCAAGAUUUUUUUUUUCAAUAACAGACCAGCUUCUUUUUCCUGCAGUUACAGAUGUAAUUUCCUUUUUGUUGUCAAAAUGAGGUACCAAAUAUGAUGCAAUAAAUUGUUUUGAAAAACAGUUGUGUGAAUAUUUCAACUAAUCUGUGUUGGGCUUCUGUGAAAAUAUACAGGUGGAAACAGAGGUUGCAAGCCAGAGGCGCUGUAGUAUGCUGGAAGGCUAGUGCAGAUGGGGGCUCUGCAGAAUGGUCUAGUGCUGGUGUCAGGGAGUUCCGCAGUGCAGGCGCAGGGGGUGCAGGGCCACUCCAGCACACUUCACUCAGGGCUGGGAUGGCCGCAGGUACUAUGAAUGCAAUUUGUAAUUAAUAAUUUGAAAGGAAAACAACUAUUAUUUUGAUUGAGGAAGUGAGCCUUAAUAUGUUAAAUCUAUACACUGAGAACCAGCCUCUGGUUCAAGGUUCUCACUGUAUUUGCAAGAUUUGAACAAAUAAGAUUAAGUGAAUCAGUUGUAUGUGUAAUUGGCCUUUUUUUCGGUACCGUUAUGGGAAGUAUAUUCUAAAGGGAAUUUUUAGGAGACCCAAUCUUUCCACUGAUUGGACAGUUGUGCUAAACUCAACCUUUCAUAGUACAUUCCUGCAUUCCACAUCCCAGUCUAAUAAUUCAGUGAUGUAAAGAAAAGUAUAAACUGAACUCGAGUGCUUUGUUAUGUUUUAUUAACUGGCCUUGUCUCAGGAACAUCUUAGCAGAUGGCAAAAACGCCAACAUUUUUUUCAACUGUGAGUGGCAGCUGAAGUUCUUACUGUUGGGAAAGAACACUAGUGCUACCUCUGCCGCUAAUGAGGUGAUUGGAGGAGGCAUCAGCCAUAUGAUAGGGGAUGUAUGUGUGAAUUAUGUUUAAAUUCUACUGUAUAUUGAAAUGGAAUUAUAUUUGUUUUGACAAUGUUGAAAUGAUGUAGAUUGUCUUAGAAUGAAUAUUCAUAAGUACUCAACUCUCGAUGCAGAUGCCACCGGUGAGGAGUUAAAUUCCUAAUACAUAUAUUGUAAUUCCAACCCAGUUUUACUGGAACUAUUGAAUAAAUAUUUUAUUUUCUUUCAGGUUUA